Molecule: messenger RNA, 900 nt
Organism: Aspergillus nidulans FGSC A4
Lineage: Eukaryota; Fungi; Ascomycota; Eurotiomycetes; Eurotiales; Aspergillaceae
Product: DODA-type extradiol aromatic ring-opening family dioxygenase
Exons: 3
Coding region: 1-900 (299 amino acids)
Molecular function (GO): oxidoreductase activity, acting on single donors with incorporation of molecular oxygen, incorporation of two atoms of oxygen; ferrous iron binding; zinc ion binding
Source: RefSeq, a predicted model, not a curated record
AUGGGCCUCACUCCCGUGCACUUCUUCUCGCAUGGCUCGACGAUGAUGCUGGGCGAAGAGUCCUCGUCCGCCGAGUACUGGCGCAAAUGCGGCGCCGAAGCUCUGGCUCGAGGAAUCAAGGGCGUGGUGAUUAUGCUUCAGGGCGCACACUGGGACACAGCCGGUGACGCGAUCGAGGUCUCCAUGAACCCUAACCCGGGCAAAUCGCCCGUUGCAUACGUGCACCCUUCCAAGUACGUCGACUAUAAUUUGACUCCGGAUCUCUCGAUGGGCCAGCGCUGCAUUUCCAUGCUCCAGUCGGCCGGCUUCAGCGUUUCGGGCAAUGACAAGUUCGACUGGAUCCACGACGUCUAUCUCAUCCUCAUCCACAUGUUUCCCGGUACGUCGCCGCCAACAACAAUCAUCUCCAUGAACGCACGGUACGAUCCGCACUACCACGUCAAGAUCGGAAGUACACUACGGCCGUUGCGCGCAGAGAACUAUCUGCUGAUCGGCACCGGCGGCGCCGUUCACAACCUCUACCGCAACAAAUGGGGCCCGAUGCUGCGGUUCCGGGAUAACUUCGCAAUGGAGACGCCCCCUGAAGACUGGGCGCUGGAGUUCAGGCAGGCCGUUGAGGACGUUAUCGUCAAGGUUGGGGGCGGGCCGGGCUUGCGACGGGCGAUGACCAGGCUGAUGAAGCAUCCGCGGUAUAGGGAUGCGCAUGCCACGGACGACCACUUUAUGGCGGCGAUGUUUGUGGCGGGGUUGGUGGGCGAAUGGGAGGAUGUGGGCACGAAGACUGUGCUGGGCGCUGAGAGCUGGGAGCUAACUAACAUGUGCAAUUCGCAGUUCACGUUUGGGGAGUGGAAUGGGAGCAAUAAUGGUGGUGGGCGGAAAUUCGUCGAGGUAGAGGUGUAG